Messenger RNA from Microplitis demolitor, 698 nucleotides. RefSeq names its product INO80 complex subunit C. The coding region runs from base 257 to 631 and encodes 124 amino acids. Lineage: Eukaryota; Metazoa; Arthropoda; Insecta; Hymenoptera; Braconidae. Gene Ontology annotation, biological process: chromatin remodeling. The record is from RefSeq and is a predicted model, not a curated record. The transcript is spliced from 4 exons. Gene Ontology annotation, cellular component: Ino80 complex.
UAUAAUUACAAGAAUUUAAAAUUAUUUAAAACUUAUAUGACUUACGAAAAUUUAUAAUUUUUUUAUUAUUUAUUUUAUUUUGUUUAACAAAUGAAUGUUUACUUGAACAAAUUCCUGCGCAUGCUCACGCCAGAGUUGCUGCUGUCAAAAAUUAUUCAAAAAUAUUAACAAUUCGAACAAACAAAAAUAUAUAAACUUUUUUUAUAUUUUUUAUAUGUUUAUUUAAACAAUUUUAUGUAGACAAAAGAAGUAAAUAAUGGUAAGUGAAGAAGUAACAGAAGUUAAAAAACCAAUGCCAGUUUUUAAAAAUCCCGAGUUCCAACAAAAAUUCCGUCCUGUGAGUGUGUCAGGUAAAAAAAGAACUUGGCGAUCAUUGAAACAAGUUUUGGCUCAAGAAAAAAGUUUACCAUGGCCUGCUGGAUUCGUUCAUUAUAGUUCGAUAAACGCACCACCAAGUUUUAAACCCGCCAAGAAAUAUUCUGACAUAUCAGGCCUGCAGGCGCGGUAUACAGAUCCACAGACGAAACUUUAUUAUGCAGUUGCUGAAGAAUUUGCAACAGUAAGAAGUUUGCCGAUGGAUAUUACUGCCGGAUAUUUAGCACUUCGAGGAGCUUCUAGUAUUGUUGGUUAAUUCAAAUACAAUCUUACCAUUAAAAUCAAUAUUUAUAUGUAAAUAAAAAGUAAAAAUAAUUAUUGAA